Chaetomium fimeti is the source of this 1294-nucleotide messenger RNA. RefSeq lists its product as uncharacterized. NCBI's taxonomy places the organism in Eukaryota, Fungi, Ascomycota, Sordariomycetes, Sordariales, Chaetomiaceae. The coding region runs from base 257 to 1051 and encodes 264 amino acids. The transcript has a single exon. The record is from RefSeq and is a predicted model, not a curated record.
ACCCAGUGCCCUUGUGACGCAACCUCCAACACCCAGCCACAGCACUGCAUCGGACUGCCCGAAUUGAGGCCAUCGAUCCAUCAAGUCACGCUCAAUUACUGUAGAUAAUACUAUACAAAUCGAUCUUCCAAACCAUGAAGCUGCCAACCCACUCUGAAGUUCACACUAAACAAUCCAAUCCCCAAUAUCCCUGAAAUUGUCGAUCACCAACCAAAAACACCACAAGGCACAGAACAUCCAAUCCAUACAAUUCACAAUGUCCGAUCGCCGCGGCAGACGACGCAGCGAUUACGACAACCGCGAUUACUACGAUGACCGCGAGUAUUAUGAUGACGGCGGCCACUACGGCAACCGGGACUCCUAUGAUGACUACGAGCCCCGUCCUCAUCACCCUCCCCGUCCUAAGCCGACCCGCCAACGCUCUCUCGGCCGCCAAGCUCUCGACAAGCUCCAAAGUGCGAUAGGGGGGCUCGUUUUGGACGACAAGCCCAACACCCGCCGCCCUCGCUCCCGUUCCCGAUCUCGGUCCAGCUCACGUUCGCGCUCCUCCUCAAGAAGAAGACACCAUUCCCGUUCCCCUCCAAGAAGAAGUCACCACGCCCGUUCGGGCCGGGACCACUCACGGGAUCGCUCGCGUGACCGCGGCGCAGACCGCUAUUACCCACCGUCCGCAUCGCGGCACCACCACAGCUCCUCACCGAGACAGCCGCGGCACCAUUCCCGCGGCCGCCGCAAUAGCACCUCCGGUGAUGGCCACCCGCCGGCGUCAGAACGGAGCCGCAGCCGCUGGCAGCGGGGCAUCAAAGCGGCCAUGGAAGCCGGCGCGGCCGAAGCCUUCCGGCUGCGCAAGGAGCCCGGCGCGUGGACGGGGGCCAAGGGCGGCCGCAUUGCCACCGCCGCGCUCAGCGCCGGCGUCAUUCGGGGUGCGGCCGAUCAUAGGAAGGACGAGGAACCUACGAGUAGCGGGAAGCUCGGGUCUCUUGCGUCGGCGGCCGGGGGGAUGAUGGUCAACCGGCUGGUUAACGGGUCGAGGAAAGAGGUUAGGAGGUGAUCACAUAUUUGGGCACGGUUCACGACAUGGUUGAUGAUACGAGAUAUGGCAUUUCCUUCGUAAAAGGACGUUGAUGAUACUCCUGGAAUUAGUUAUAGCGAGCUGGAUUUAAACAUGCAGAGUUGGAAGCGAGUUGGAAGCGCUCCUAGAUAAGACCGUUGGCAUAAUUACAAUACUUUUCUUUCUCACUUGCCCAAUUCCACAUCCCUCGCUCUCGCCCCAAACUCUUUUCACCAUGGUGAA